AUGACAUGGUGAAUAAGGCAAAGGUGUCCCAUGGGUCAGUGGAUGGUCCUUUCAAUAAAGAGUGACAUUAUAAUAAACAAGCAUUAAACUUUGUAAAAAAUAUCCUUUUGAUUUUCAAACUGAUGUCAAGCACUUGAUUUGCCCAAUAGAAGUGGUCAAAUGUAUAGGGGAAUAUUUCGUAACCCUGGGUUCAUCAGAAAAAGCGAAAAUGCUAACUCCACACGGACAGCCCGGCUAUUACUUUAAUAGCAUGUAAAUGGUAUUUCCCGGUUUUCAUUAUAGCUGUUCUAGAGACGAUCCAAAUAAGCUGAAUCUUUUCUUUGCAAUGGAACUAACAUAAAUCAAAGCGUUUUCGCUUUUCACGAAAAAAUAAUGUAUGGGCUGUCAUAAAAUCUACUUAAUAUGUUUUCUACAUAAACAUCAAUACCUAUUACCAAAAAACCGUCGUCGUGUUUUACAAUUUUAAAAAGCGUUUUUUGUUAAUCAAACAACUAAUUAGUCAUGUUGACCACAGACAUGACUACAUUUUCUAUUGGUUGUUAAACUGCAUUUUUGACGGUCGCAAUGACAGGGUAAAAAAUUCAUCUGCCAUAUAAACCGACGCUCGCUUUAUGGCGAUCAGAUCUCUCGAGACCUCGCCGGUGAUAGAAAAGGUAAGGAAUAUUAACAUGGGUUUAUCUAAUUUUGAAAGUAACAAAAUGCGCAGAAAUACUUUAAUCAAGGGGACGGUGUGUGUGUUUUUUAAAGGAUUUUUUUCUCUGUUUUUUUUUUCUUUGAAAAUUUAACAUAUGCGUAAUUCAAAAAUCAGAAUAAAAAAUGCUACUUUCAAGAGAAUAAUUAAAGAAAUCGAUUAUGGACUUAUUACAACAUUGGUCUGUAAGAUUUGAAAAACUAGAAAUAAUUUUUGACAGUUUUGUCUGCAUUUUCAUACUUUUUUCUUUUCGUUUUGCUUUUUUUUUUUCGUGGGGAAUUGCUUUUUUUUUUCGUGGGGAAGAGUGGGGGUGGAAUGCGCACAUUUCUUCUAAUUGUUAUCAAAUUUUCUUCCAAUAUAUUAUAAUCGAUUGUCUUUUGUUUUUUUUUACAGAUGAAGGGUGUUAUAGCAUACUUGUUGUCUGUUUUGCUUGCCGCUGUUACGGCGUUUAAUUGGAAGGGAGGCUAUGGCGGCGGCGGUGGCGGCUACGGAGGUGGAGGUUAUGGUGGUGGAGGUUAUGGUGGUGGCGGGUACAACGGAGGUGGAGGCUAUGGUGGUGGCGGGUACAACGGCGGCGGAGGAUACAACGGCGGCUAUGGUGGUGUCGGAGGAUUCGGAGGAAACAACGGUGGGUUUGGCGGCGGAGGAUUCAACGGUGGAUUCAAUGGCGGUUAUGGAGGCAAUAAUUACAACAAUGGGCGUGGUGGAUUUGGCGGAAUGGGUGGAUAUGGUGGCAGAGGUGGAUACGGCGGCAUUAUUGGCGGCGGAAUCGGUGGAUGCGGACGUUAUGGCUGUGGUGGUAUAGGCGGUAUCCGAGGUGGAUUCUACAGGCCCAGAUACCGUAAACACAGACACGGCAAGAAAUUCGGUUAAAUACAGUUGCACGUGAAGUACAAACACUACAGCUGACAUGUCGGAACUAGACUCUGGACUACCUCAUCAUCAUUACGCUCAACCCAUCUGUACAUACGUGUAUUGUUGUCCUUGAAUUUGUUUUUGGCCAAAAAUAAAAUUUGUCGCAAGCUCAAA
Messenger RNA from Mercenaria mercenaria, 1720 nucleotides. Its product is annotated as acanthoscurrin-2-like. NCBI's taxonomy places the organism in Eukaryota, Metazoa, Mollusca, Bivalvia, Venerida, Veneridae. The record is from RefSeq and is a predicted model, not a curated record. The transcript has 4 exons. The coding region runs from base 1085 to 1564 and encodes 159 amino acids.